Acaulospora morrowiae is the source of this 900-nucleotide messenger RNA. NCBI's taxonomy places the organism in Eukaryota, Fungi, Glomeromycota, Glomeromycetes, Diversisporales, Acaulosporaceae. The record is from the annotation of a GenBank genome assembly.
AUGGUCCUGGUCGAAAUGAAAAAAUCUUUGUUGGAUGAAUCUAGAAAGUCGUCGAAAUUCUUCUACGCCACCGUUCAUCAACGUAAAUUUUCAACCACAGCACUUGUCUUUACCGACUCGUCUGAUGAUAAAAUUAUUUCACGCCAACCCAUUAAAAAUAUCGUCCAUUCAGCUAAAUAUGAUAGACCACCUCGUCCUCGUUUUCCAGAUCUUGCUCCAUCACAACUUCCUGACUUAUCGAAAAUAGAUCCAAUUCUUGACGCGCUUGAUGCAUCAAAGGAAUCAAUCAUCGAUCCUCCAUUCCCCACCAAACGUCCAUCUGUGGUUAUAACAGCACCAGAAACAGAAAGCGAUGAUACAAACACUUUGUCAGCCAUCACCGGUCUGACAUCCGAUGAAAUUCGCAAUCUGAUGAAAAAGACCCUAGUUGUAAAAAGUGUUAAAAAUCAAACUGGUAAAGGUAGAAUGGUGAGUAUGUAUGCGUUAGUGGUGGUCGGAAAUGGAAAUGGGGUGGCCGGGUUUGGAGAGGGAAAAGACGAAGAGGCACCGACUGCCAUCAAAAAAGCCACAAACAAAGCUAUAAAGAAUCUGAGAUAUUUUGAAAGAUAUGAUGAUAGAACAAUAUAUCACGAUAUUGAGCAAAAAUUUCAUGCAACCGUGAUUAAAUUUUGGGCUAGAGCUCCAGGAUUCGGGAUUAGAACAAAUCACUAUGUGCACGAAGUAUGUAAAUGUAUCGGUAUACACGAUAUUUCGAGCAAAGUGUAUGGAUCACGUAAUGGUAUGAAUGUCAUAAAAUGCACAUUCGAAGCUUUUGCUUCGCAAAAAUUGCCUGAGCAGAUUGCAAGAAAUAGGGGUAAAAACUUGUUUGAUGUGUAUCACAACUAUUAUGGCGCUCUUUAA